This is a messenger RNA of Blepharisma stoltei, 1435 nucleotides long. The record is from the annotation of a GenBank genome assembly. NCBI's taxonomy places the organism in Eukaryota, Ciliophora, Heterotrichea, Heterotrichida, Blepharismidae.
AUGUCAGCCACUGCUUGUAGAAAACCCUGCUGGGUGCUUACUAUAAUCUCUCUCUUGCUCGUCUUAGGACUUGAGCUAGCCUCCCUUGGAGUCGAUAGAUGGUUUGAACAAGGAGCUGACCCAUUUGAUUGGGAAGGCGGCCUACUGAAGCCAACGUCAGAUUCUAAUUACUACACUGACAACAUGAGCUACUCAAACUUUUGGGACGAUUGCAACGACGGCUCCAACCAGAGCAAACAAGGGCUGUCCCCAGGAGAAUGCAAGAUGAUGAAACAUCUUUGGGCUGGGGGCGUUAUUUACAUUCUUUUUGAAACUAUUUCAUUAUUCUGCAUAUUGCAUUACAUUGCAGAGUGCUAAAUAUUUAAGGUCUCUACUCCUGCAGCCGGCAUUCUAUAUAUCUACGUUAGAAGCUGUGUGGUGGCCAAAUUGAAUUGGGUGGAAUUCACCUACUGGUAUCCUUUUUUUCAGGUCAUCCCAAGAAAAUAUCAAUUACUUUAGAAGCUUGAGCAGGUAGGUCGCCAUGCUUCAUUCCAGACCUAACCAGCUUGAGCACUGCUGAAAAAAGGAUUUUCAAAUAGCUGCCCAUUGAACCAGACCACAAAACUGUGGAUAUGUGCUUAGGUCCUUCGCUUUGGAGCAUCAGAUGCUGCUAAGCCCCAAAACAUGCCGGAUAUGCAUGGGUAACUGUUCAUGAAAAGACGAGUUGAAUGCUACUUGCCAUUUUAUGUAUAUCAUUAUUCUGCAUAUGCUUGACCAUUUGGUUCUUGCUAAGAGACCUCUGCAACAAAACUAAAUUCACCUGGCUAGCUGUUCUCUUCGUUUGGUUUGGCCUUGCCUGGCAUUUCUGGGCACUGGUAAUAUGGUCUGGGCUUGCAAAGAUGUUCUGGAGCUAUGCUUGCAACAGACUUGACUGGAACGACCACACUGAGCCAGCUAGAGUUUGUGGGAAAGAAGGCGCUGCCAUUUCUUUAGCUUGCGUUCUUUGGUAUUUUGUUGUCUGUCUAUUUUUCAGCAUCUUCUAUAAACAAAUAAACACGAAUAAAAUGGUAACUUGUCCGACUCACCCUUAUCCCAUAUCCUCGGUAUUUUUGGGUUUAAGAGGGUCAGCCUGUAACUUUGGUUUUUCUCCCUACCGGGUUCCAUGGUAAGGUUUUGUACCCAGAUCCUGAAGAAUAGGGGGGAAAUGCAGACCCAAUAUUUAGGGUGAGGAAUCUGAAUUCAGCGAAGACAGAGAGGAGAAAUAAACCCGAAGACCUAUUUUAACUUUAAUCUAAUCUAUAAACAAAUUAAAGGAUCCGAAGAAGGAAAAACAGACAACGGAGUCACUGACCAAGGAUAUGAUGCAGUCAAAAAAGAUAGUGAACCUCGAGAAAUUGUUGAAGAAGAUGGUAAAAAGCAUAAGAAGCACAAAAAGAAGGAAACUUCUCAAGAAUAA